AUGGACAAGGAUUUCAAGGGCCAAGGCGAAUACGAUGAAGAGAAUCGCAUCCACAAAAUUCGCUUGACACUCGUCUCCAGAGAUUUAAAGUCUAUUGAGAAAGCUUGCCGCGAUAUCAUCAAUGGCGCCAAGGAAAAGAACUUGCGUGUCACUGGCCCAGUCAGAAUGCCAGUCAAGAAACUCAAGAUUACCACCCGCAAAUCCCCCUGUGGAGAAGGUACCAACACAUGGGAUCGUUUCGAGAUGAGGAUUUACAAGCGUUUGAUCGAUCUCCACUCUUCGUCCGCUGUCGUUAAGAAGAUUACCUCCAUUCCUCUUGACCCUGGAGUCGAGGUUGAGGUCUCCAUUUAA
This is a messenger RNA of Theileria equi strain WA, 351 nucleotides long. Its product is annotated as 40S ribosomal protein S20, putative. Lineage: Eukaryota; Apicomplexa; Aconoidasida; Piroplasmida; Theileriidae. The record is from RefSeq and is a predicted model, not a curated record. Gene Ontology annotation, cellular component: cytosolic small ribosomal subunit; ribosome. Bases 1 to 351 code for a protein of 116 amino acids. Gene Ontology annotation, biological process: translation. Gene Ontology annotation, molecular function: structural constituent of ribosome. The transcript is spliced from 3 exons.